GUGUGAAUGAUUAGUUGUAAGACGCUUUGGAUAAAAGCGUCAGUAAAUCCCCUAAAUGUAAAUUGUAUCGGUUCUCGCUGCAGGCCGUGUCGGUUGCCCGGUCGUUGGUUGCCCGGGUAGGGUAUGUGGGAUCCCGGUGUGACACGUUUCCCUGAGAACGGCCCACUGUUGACAUGCUUCGAGGAAUCGAGGAACGAGAGCGAGGAGGGAAAAGCGCGGUUGUCUAGACAACCAGCCAUGACAGUGAACCCAGCCGUCGGGAACUUUAGUCCCAACGACCUCUCCUGUUCUGAACUGAAGCCCUGAUCGCUUCGGUCUGCCACAAAGAUCCCUUCUGAAAUGCUGUCCCAGUGCGGUGGCGGUGAACCCCUCGACCAGGGCAGACCCUGGUUGACGAAGUGGACCAGUCCGAUGUGGGGCGACAUGAGGCAGGGCCACGGGGUGCAGGAGUGGCCCGACGGAUCCAGGUAUGAAGGGGAGUACCUGAACGGUCUGAGACACGGCCCGGGCCGGUUCACCUGGAGGAACGGAGAGUGUUAUGAGGGUGCGUUUUAUAGAGACUACCGCCAUGGUGAAGGGGUUUACAGCUGGCCCUCAGGCCACAAGUUUACUGGCAAGUUCUACCUCAACAAGAAGGAUGGAUUUGGAAGGAAGGAGUUCCCUGAUGGAUCCAGCUUUCAGGGCCUGUACCAUGCUCACCAGAAGUUUGGCCCAGGUGUGUUAACUCACCCUGACGGCCGUCAGGAUGUGGGUCUGUGGCGUGGGGAGCACCUGGUCAGGCUCUGUACCUCCCUGGAAGGGGGCUUCAGCCUAAGCAGCUUUCCAGAGUAUGCUGCCUACAUGGGCCCUCCUCCUGCUGCUGCUAUAGACCCCCUGGCCAUGCCUUUUCUUUUGUCUACUGCUACAAAGCCAGUCUCCAAGGACCCCUCGGACACCCCCCUCGCUGACCGGCUGUCCGAGGAGAGCCUGGCCCGCCCCCCCGGCCUGGAGUACUACUCCGCUGACGGGGACCACCUGCCGCUGCCCCCCAGCUUCCGGAGGGAGCUUGACCGCAGCUUCUUCGGCGCGCUGUGGGAGCCGGACACGGAGCCAGCGCCCGCCCCCAGCCUGCCCUGGCAGCUCCGCAUGCAGGCCCACGUCCGCAGACACAGGCUAGAGACAGUGCGGGUGUGUUGGGACGUGAGGUCCGUCCUGUCUCUCUCCCGGAGCCCGUUUGGCCCUAAGGGCCCGUUGGAGCUCAGCUCAGAGCUGCUGAUCCAGAAGGCCGGCGAGGGCGACCGCCACGAGGUCAACCGGAUCCUUCGAACCCGACGGGUCAGCCCCGACGUCAGCGAUGCCCGCGGCCAUACUGCCCUCACGGCUGCUACGGUUAACUGCCACGAUGCGGUCAUCCACCUGCUGCUCGAUACGGGCGCUGACGUCGAUCACCUGAACUGCGAGGGCAUGAACGCACUCGCCGUGUGCCACGUCCUCUACUACCCCUUUCAGUCCCUUCACACCACCCUGGCCGAGAAGGCAAUACCCCCGACCCUGUCGACCGCAGAACCGGAGGCAUCGCUUCCACCGCCACCAGUCGACAGCCCCCCUCGCCCCCCCAGCCCCCCCAGGGCUGACCCGGAGAUCAACGAGCAGCACGGAGACUCAGACAGCAGCACCCCUGAGGACAGCCAGCAGGGGAGCCUCCCGGAGUCAGAGGGGGGAGAGGAGGUCCCGGGCCAGCUCCGCUCUCUCCAAGUGCUGGACGGCCACAUCCCGUUGGGCAGUGUCGUCUGGCGAGGGGGUGGAGCCAGGGCUACCAGAGGAGUGGCGUUGGCAGCAGGUGUUAAGCGGUUCUUGGACGAAGCGGACCGUCCGGUCUUUAACUCGGCGCAGUCCCUGGAGAGCUUCUUCAUCCCGGUGACCGAGGAAGGGAUGCAGCACACGGCCGAAGCGCUGAGCCGCAUCGGAGUCCCCCCUCGAACCCACAGCCACGAGACCCUCCGCAGGAUGGCCGCCAUGAAGACGGAGCACCGCGCUCGCUGGAGCACCCUGAGCCUGCUGCUGCAGAGGGGGUCCGACCCCAACGCCUCCAGGCUGCCCAUGCCCGUUCUGUUCCUCGCCAUCAAGGCGGCGCACGUAGAGGCGGUCCGGGCUCUGCUGCAGCGUGGAGCGCAGACCGACAGGCCCCUCCCCGCUGAGUGGAAGGGCCUAUAUCCCCUUCACGUCGCUGCAGGCUUGUCGGGCCCUGAGGGCCCCAGCAUAACAGAGCUGCUCCUGCACGCCAUGGCUGACGCUGAUGCCCAGGCACUAGACCAGGAGGACGUCUAUCAUCUGGAUAAGACCAGGACCGAGACACAAACGGCUCUCGGGAACAAGACCCUGGCCCCCCCAUCCUGGGGCCCCGACCCCGAGGACGGCUUCCCCGGGGCCCCCCCAGAAGGGGGUCGGACCGCCCUGCACCUGGCCUGCCAGAGGGACACCGACCACAGCAAUGCCAGCGAGGUGGUGUCGCUGCUGCUCUCCCGGAGGGCCAGAACUCACCUCCUGUGGAGUGGCCACUCCCCGCUCUCCCUGGCCAUCGCUAGCGGCAACGACAUGGCAGUGGAGUUGUUGUUGAAGGGGGGGGCAGACCCUAAUCUUCCCCUGGGCCGAGGCGUGGGCAGUGCGCUGUGUGCCCUCACCAACAUCGACUACGACUCCACUGGACACCCCCACGACAGGGCUAAGAUGUUGGAUAUGUUAGACAAGGCGGGGGCAGACAUCAGGAUGCCCGUGUUGGUCGGGGAAGGCCAGAAGAGAGCCUUCGGGACAGCUGUCGACUACGCUCACUAUACCUUCAACCAGGACCAGCGUAUCGCCCACACCUCCUACCACGCCCUGAGCCAGCGGGAGAGGGCCGUCCACGAGGCCCGCGGCCAGCUGCUGAGGCUGAUGGCCGCCCUGCUGAGGCAGAGCGCCGGGCGCGGGGGGGCCGGGGAGCGCACCCCGCCUCCUUGCAGUGCCAACAACAAAGAGAAGUUUGUGUAUAAAGGGGGAGGAGCCAAUACGCCACAGGGGCGUGGCCCCAGGGCGACCGUUGCCAAGGAGACAGGCAGACCUGAGUCUCCGGUGUCCGACCGUGAAACAGAAAAUGGUGGACCCGCUGACCGAGCCGAGAGCAAGGCAUCGUGGCAGAGCAGAACGAGGGCCGACGCCAGAGAGCGGAGGACCAGGACGCCUCUGGGCUCGUGCUACCAGUGCGGCCGCUCGGCGUUCGUGACCCUGACGCCGUGCAGCCGCUGCCACCAGGUGCUGUACUGCUCCGGGAGCUGCAAGCUGAAGGCCUGGGAUCAGCGGCACCGGGGGGAGUGCAUCCGACUGCCAGUAAGCCCAAGUUCCCCCCCUCAGAGGGAGAGGGUCAAAGCCAGUAGAACGCCCGGACCCCUGAAGGUGUCGGAGAAGGUCGCAGACAGACCCUUGAAGAGGCCAGAGAAGGUUCCAGAAGUUCACAUCGACCCUUCGGAAAACUACAGCUUCAUCUGAUCACAUAGAAAAUAAUAACUUAAUGAUGAUUAUAGGUAAGAAUUAUUAAUAAUAUUUAUAAUUCAUAAUAAUAAUAAGUUAUGAAUACUAGUAACUUUAGAUCAGUACAGCAGCAAAUGACUCGCUUUAUGAUACUAUAACAACAUAAGCCUAUAGUGAUUCAGAAGCUUGGGAAAUUAAAUGAUUUAAAGGAAGACACGCCACAAAUCAGGGUUAAUCCUUGACGUCUGACCUUUAGUGGAAUGUGCAGGACUAUAAUACUUUCCAGUAAACCAUUGCCUGUGUUAGUCCUGGGUGCCAUAACAAAUAAAUUAAAUCAUAUAAUACAAUGUAGAAACGUGAAGUUCUUCUUUAAAAUCUACACUGAUGGAGUGCCACAGUACGACAGAAAUGCUAGGGGUUACACAAGCAAGGCAUACACUGUUCAGUAUGAGAUAGGGUACGAUAUAAUUAUAAUGGUAACAAUGACAUUAACCAUCAUUAUCAUUCUUUAAUUUAAUAAAUACAAUUAGAAUGAAGAAUGAAUAAUGAAUCACGCAUUUGAGAAGUCUACUCUGCUUUAAACGAUGUAAGUCGCUUUGGAUAAAAGCGUCUGCUAAAUGCCCUAAUAGUGUAUUGCAAUGUGUGUCAGACUGAAAUUCCUAAACAAUUUGUCGGUUUUAGCUAUGUUGUAAAAUUUACGAGACAUUUUACCGUAUAAUCAUUGUUACCAUAUAAUUAUAAUAAUAUGAAUGAACGAAUAAUAACGAAUCAACCAGUUGAGAACUCAACUCUGUGUAUAUGGCGAUGUGUGUCCGAACCAACAACACACAUUUAUGGUAUUUUGUUUUAUUGUAUACUAUCUUGAAAUUGUAUUGAUUUGUUUAACUCAAGAACACUUUUACACACAUUGUUCAUUCAUGGAGCUCUCCACACCCUCGCAUUAACAAUGACCUAGACUUGGUGACAGUUGCCACAAACAAACAAAACGAGCAAACAAUGUUUCCUAGGCAAUAUAAACUAUAAAGCUAGUCUUAAAUCCGGUUAUGGUAGACUCUCUCUUUGGACUCUUUUGAAUGGACUUUUCUUGGGACUACUCAAGCAAUAGUUUGGAGAAUAAACAUGGAGUAAGAGGGACUGUUCCAAAUUGUCUUCUUGACAACUUGACACCUUGAAAAAAAGUGUGGAGAAGGAUGGCCCUUCUCUGUGAGGACUGCAGCAUGGUGUUCAGCUCUGGGAGCCUGCUGCAGAGACAUCAGGCCCAGCUCUGUGUGGGGAAGGCUGCAGGAGACCCCAUAGCAGCACGCAAGGAGCCUGAAACUCAGGCCGCAGACCGUGGAAUAGGUGCUGAGCCUCGGAGAACAACGACCCCAG
Messenger RNA from Gadus chalcogrammus (walleye pollock), 4854 nucleotides. RefSeq names its product ankyrin repeat and MYND domain containing 1 (gene ankmy1). Gene Ontology annotation, molecular function: protein binding. The transcript has 20 exons. Lineage: Eukaryota; Metazoa; Chordata; Actinopteri; Gadiformes; Gadidae. The coding region runs from base 340 to 3501 and encodes 1053 amino acids. The record is from RefSeq and is a predicted model, not a curated record.